Molecule: messenger RNA, 3984 nt
Organism: Striga asiatica
Lineage: Eukaryota; Viridiplantae; Streptophyta; Magnoliopsida; Lamiales; Orobanchaceae
Source: the annotation of a GenBank genome assembly
CAACAACAACAAAAAAAAAAAAACUUGAAAGCAAAUAGCGUAAUCGCACUCUUUGUAGACAGACUCAGUGAAAGCGAAGGCCGAGAUUCAAUUUUUGAGCUCUCAAGUUCAAAACAUUCUAUCAAGGUCGAGUUUCCGUCGAUAUCAACAGAAAAGAUUUUUCCCUUCGCAGGGAAGAAACCCAGCUGCAAUUUUUCGGUGAAUUUGGAGUCGGCAAAAACAUCGAUGGAUGAUCAGGUGGUGCAGCGUGUACUCCAAGAGGGUGGGCGUGAUUUGUAUCAACAGCAGCCAUCAACGUCUUCCUCUUCUUCAUCAUCCAUUCUCCAGUCUCUUCCCUUACAUGUGUCUUUUGAUCAUGGAUAUUACUUGCUGGUGAAAUCUAUUCAAGAACUAAGGUCAAAGAAAGAUGGGGUUGUCAUCAUAGGAAUCGGAGGUCCAAUUGGAUCAGGAAAAUCAAGCUUAGCUGAAAAAGUGGCGUCUGUGAUUGGUUGCACUGUUAUCUCAAUGGAGAACUAUCGCACUGGAAUCGAUGAUGGACAGGAUUUAGAUUCAAUUGAUUUUGACUUCCUUGUGAAAAAUCUCGAGGACUUGAUAAAUGGCCGUGACACAUUGAGCCCGCUAUUCAAUUUUCAAGGGAGAAAACGUGUUGGUUCUAAUCUUAUAAAGAGCAUUUCAGGCGGAGUGGUUAUAGUCGAUGGCACUUAUGCCCUUCACGCAAAACUACGAUCUCUGCUGGAUAUACGAGUCGCAGUGGUUGGGGGCGUUCAUUUUAGCUUGCUUUCCAAAGUGCAAUAUGAUAUUGGGGAGUCAUGUUCGUUGGACUACCUCAUUGACAGCAUUUUCCCACUCUUCAGAAAGCAUAUUGAGCCAGACCUUCAUCAUGCACAGAUCAGAAUAAACAACAGUUUUGUUUCGUCAUUUAGAGAGCCAAUUUACAAGCUAAAAUGCAGAAGUGAGUCAUUAAGUGAGCAUGCUGAAUACAUUUUUCACGGACAGGAUGCCCAAGUCGACAAUUUUAUCGAGAUGUACUUGAGACCGCCUUCUGCUAGUGAAGAAGCACGAAUAAAUGAUUGGAUCAAGGUGCGGCAAUCAGGUAUCAAAUAUUAUCUCUCCCUGGGUGAUCAGAGGAUCGUGGAUAAAAAUUUCAUCAUCCGACCAAGAGCCGAAUUUGAGGUUGGGCGGUUGACCCUGGGUGGUUUACUGGAUUUAGGUUAUACUGUGGUAGUAAGUUAUAAACGAGCAUCCACCUCAGUUAUUGCUGGCAAUCUUUCAGUGUCUUUGGAAACAAUUGAUACUCUGGGAGAGACCUAUUUGAUAGUUGGGACUGAAUCAUCAAGGAUGGGUAUAACUGGACCAUGGAUCACUAAAUCAUAUCUGGAAAUGGUACUUGAGAGACAAGGGGUCCCAAGGCUUAACACUCCUCCACCUUUAUCUAGUACAUCUGCUGCCAGCUGUCAGGAAAGGGUGAUUGCAGCCCCAAAGCCCCUCCGCAUAGCCUCGAACCUGGUCAACCGGAUAGAGGACCUAUCUCAGCCAUGGACCCGUUCACCAACCAAGUCCAAAAUGGAACCUGUCUCCAUGACAUGGCAAUUUAUCCCGACAGAUCCUCUUUUAUACGAUGCAUCAGACUCUGGUCCCUCGUCUUCCAGGGAUGCCCUGCAGCUUGCCCCCAUGCCAGACUCGUAUGACUUGGACAGAGGAUUGCUUCUGGCCGUGCAAGCAAUACAAGCGUUGUUGGAAAAUAAGGGACUCCCUGUCAUAGUUGGAAUUGGUGAGAUGAACUCCCUCUCCCUUUCUCUCUCAAUAGUGAUCUCUUCUUGCAGCAAUUCAGUUUUACUGAAGCGUGUUGAAGAAAAACAGCUGGUCUGGCUGUUGCCGCUAUUUUGUGCUUUAGGAUGCAAUACUUUGCUGUUGGUCAUCGUUUUCUUGAACAUGCAUGUUUUAUGGUUGUUGAUAAUGAGUAGUACCAGCGGUCCGAGUGGAUCAGGAAAAACAAGUUUGGCUCGUAAGAUGGCAAACAUAGUUGGUUGUGAAGUCAUAUCCCUUGAAAGUUACUACCGAUCUGAACAAAUGAAGGAUUUUAAGCACGAUGAUUUCAGCUCUCUUGAUCUGGCUUUACUAUCUAAAAACAUUGAUGACAUAAAAAAUUGUCGAAGAACAAAAGUGCCCGUAUUCGAUCUUGAGACUGGUGCAAGGAGUGGUUUCAAAGAGUUGGAAGUAUCUGAAGAUUGCGGAGUGGUAAUUUUUGAAGGCAUUUACGCUUUGCAUCCUGACAUCAGAAAACAUCUGGACUUGUGGAUUGCUGUUGUUGGAGGGGUCCAUUCACAUCUUCUUUCUCGGGUUCAAAGAGACAAAAGUAGAGUCGGAUGCAUCAUGUCCCAAAAUGAAAUUAUGAUGACUGUGUUUCCAAUGUUCCAGCAACACAUCGAACCACAUCUUGUUGAGGCCCAUCUGAAGAUCAGGAAUGACUUUGAUCCUGUUCUUUCACCAGAGAGCUCUUUGUUUGUGUUGAAAAGUAAUAAGCAAGUUGCCUAUCAAGAUAUCCUAAAAAUUCUUGAUCCAGCCAAGAUAUGUAGUUCAGUUCAGAGUUUCAUCGACAUAUAUCUAAGACUUUCUGGAAUACCUGCUAAUGGACAGCUGACUGAGGGUGAUUGUAUAAGAGUGAGAAUAUGUGAGGGUAGAUUUGCCCUACUGAUCAGAGAGAAAGUUAUUGAUAUGAAUUUGAAAAACCCACACACCUCGACCCUCGUGAAGCCUAUUACAGAAGGAAACUUCAUUAUCCAGCCUAAAGUGGACUUUGAUAUCAGCAUCAGUACAGUAGCCGGCCUUCUUAAUCUUGGGUAUCAAGCGGUGGCGUAUAUUGAAGCAUCUGCUUAUAUUUACCAAAAUGGAAAGAUUCUCGUCGAGAUUGAUCAUUUACAAGAUGUCCCGAAUUCUUACCUUCAAAUUAAGGGGGCAAACAAAGAAACAGUGGUAGCUGCUGGCUCGAUUCUUAAGCUUGAUGGUUCAUAUACCACAAAGAUAAUUCAGGAAAUAUUACCUGCUGUGGAGAGGAAUUCAAGUGGAAUUCAUACUCGACAAGCUGCAAGGUUGCAAGAACUAAUGGAAUACAUACAAUCUCAGGGUAGCAGCCGCUCGGCUUCAGAAUCAUCACCAACUAGAGAAGCUUGCCCGCUUGAAGGUGUUAUUGAAGAAAUGCAAUCGAGGAUUAAACGUCUCGAGAGAUGGCACGCAGUUAACACCGUACUUUGGACAUUUUUAAUGUCUGCAUUUCUUGGGUAUUCACUGUACCAUAGGAAGCGCCGAUGACGUGCAUUUACAUUGAGCUCGAUUUUUUACUUGGAAGUUCAGAAUUUGUAACUAUUCAAGAAUUACUGUUACCAAGUGCUUCGAAAUAGUGUCUGAUCAAAGUUUAGAAUAGAUGCUGCUAAUCACCGCAAGUUUUCCGAGUAGAUAUUGUUUGUUGAUGGUAUAUACAAAGAUUUGAUAUCAACAGAUGAAGAAAACAUGAAAUCAACUCCUGAGCAAUAGAUCAACUUGUGGAUGACUAUAAAUUUGUAAAUACUGAUCACUUUUUAAUACUGCUACUGGAAUGUGACAUCAAUUAUUGAAUGUCACCAAAUGAUCAGGGUUCAUACAUUUUCUAGUCUCAUAAUAUUGCUAAUAUACUGAAAAUAGAUUUUCUUUGACAAACAGCUUUUAGGCAAUAAGCAAUCUCAAAAUUGCGAAACAGGCUCCAUGAUUCCAUUGCAAAAUCACUUCUGCAGAGGAAGAAAACUUCCAGUUUUGGCAUAGUACACAGCCAUCGCGAAUAAGAUGAUCAAAAGGGCAGUUAAAAAAUUCAUACCAUCUUUUUUCUUCUCCCUGAUCAUUGUCACCCUUGCACUCGAAUCUAGUGAUGCAGAUACCAAGGCUCUGUUCGGAAGCAAAUAAUUUUAAUCAUAGUUAAGGCACACGAUAGCUAUCUGAAUGGAUAUGUAAGAG